UUGGGACGAGUUGGUCUUGCUUGGAUGGAGUUGGGAUUGGUGGCUCUGACUCUGAUUGGUUCGCGAUGUAUAUGCCUGGCGGGGUUGUUGAAUGUUAGGUCAAAGGAGCGACACCUACAUCCCGUACAUCCGUCAUUGCUCUAUCUGAGUCUAUCAUUCCAUCGAACAGCUCGACGAUGAAUUCAGUAGAGAGUCGCGGGUGCAAACAAUUACUAUGUUUGUUAAGUGGAGAAGACCUGGUGUCACUGAAAGACACGGUAGUGGGACGCCACAUCGCUGUGGACGACGACCGCAGCAAGUAGCCGCCUCUGAUCGAUGGCGUCGCGCGCUUGUCGUGAGCAGGCGCCAGCAGGCCACAGCCUUGCUCGGGUACUUGUCUGUGUACAACACCCACAUCGCGUCCACCCGUUAGUGGCGUCCUGGAGCACGACGAUGACACCAGAAGAGAAGAGGGAGUGUAGAUGUCUGCUCCACUAUUUAAGUGAUGAAGAUCUCGCAUCUUUGAAAGACACUGUAGUGGGACGAACAUUUCCCGUGAAAAACAGGCAGGAUAUGAUAAAAGUAAUCGUACGAUGCUCUUCAAGUGCAAAAGAACUACUUCAGCGCAGAAAAAUUCGAAGAGAAAUUCUUUUCCAAUAUCUUAUAUCUAAGUCUAUCCUUGUUCCAUCAACAACAGAGAAAUCUGUCUUCAUCAAAAAAGUACUGGCUCUCUGGAAAUCUCAGCAAUCAGUGUGCAGCAAGCCAAAGCCCUCUGCUUCUUACACCUGUAUGUCAGCACCUGCUUCACAGAGAUCAACAUCAGGAACAGCCUCUGCUUCUUACACCUUUCUGGAAACACCUACCUCACAGAGAUCAACAUCAGGAACAGCCACCGAUUCUUACACCUUUCUGGAAACACCUACCUCACAGAGAUCAACAUCAGGAACAGCCACCGAUUCUUACACCUUUCUGGCAACACCUACCUCACAGAGAUCAACAUCAGGAACAGCCUCUGCCUCUUACACCUUUCUGGCAACACCUACCUCACAGAGAUCAACAUCAGGAACAGCCUCUGCUUCUUACACCUUUCUGGAAACACCUACCUCACAGAGAUCAACAUCAGGAACAGCCUCUGCUUCUUACACCUUUCUGGAAACACCUACUUCACAGAGAUCAACAUCAGGAACAGCUACUGCUUCUAACCAGACACUACAACAAACCCCAGAAAGAAGUUCUAUCUAUGAGGACACAAAGACUACAAGAACUCUGAAGCCCAUUGCAUCUCACACCAGACUGGCAUCACCUGCUUCACAGCGUUCAACAUCAGGAACAACCACUACAUUCAACACACAUCUGGCAACAUCUACUUCAAGGCGCUCAGCAUCUGAAACAGCCACUGUUUCUACCCAGCCAUUGCAAGAUACCUAUCCAAGACGACCUUUCUAUGAAGACAGAAAAAAUGACAGAAUUGCAAAGCGCCCUGCAUCAAUGACAGCCACUGUUUCCAUAACAGCCACUAUUUCAAACCAGCCGCUGCAGGAGACAUCUCCAAAAAUAAGUUGCUAUGAAUACCUACAGAAUCAAAGAAUUCCCAAGGUCACGGUAUCUAACACCACCUGUCUGGCGACAUCUGAUUUACAGAGACAGGUAUCACAAACAGCCAGUGUUUAUAACCAGCGCUUGCAAGAGACAAGUAUAAGAAAUUUCAAUGAAGACCACAAGAGUCUGGUUGUGAGUCAAUGCCAACCGAACCCAUUUAAAAAAGGCCUUGGCGAUUUCCAUAAAAAAACAGAGAAUGAAGUUAUGGGGGAAAGUUUCGUCAUCUGGUUUUACAAGCUCCUCAAUGCUGAAAAUCCAGCCAUGAAUGCCGUGGAUGAAGUAGACAAGUUUGGACCUCAACAUUUUUGGGAUAACUGCACUCUGAGGGUUGUCAGCAGAACAGAAAGUUUCUCAGAUGAAACAUUCACUGGUAGCUUGCUUGUCUCACAAAGACUGAAAGCUCUUGUCAGAGAGGAACACCUUUUGUUCAACCCUAAUGUCAGCAAGGAAGGUGUUCAUACAGUCAAAAGUCCAUUUGGAAUCGUCAUGGUAAUGGUAUGUGGAACUAUUCAUCAACACAACACCUGUCUCGGCAGCUUUGAACAGGCUUUUGGUCUUGUCCGGGAAUCUUUCCAAUCCAAUAAAUGGAAAAUUCAGGUCACACACUUGCAUGUGGAGAGCUUCCAUGUAACCGCUGUUCCAAAAUUAAGAAAUUCCGUAGAACAGGACUUGCUCGCCAUUGCUAGUGAACAUGCCCUAUGCUUAUCUCGAGGCUAGAAAAUCUAGGCUUACUUAUGAAACUAAUCCUUGGUACUUGAAAAAUGAUAAUUUUCGGCAGAUUGCUCAUUAGCACCAUAGUCCUGUGUGAGCAGCUAGGUUCAUUAUGCCAAAGGAAGUAAAUUUCAUAAAAGAUUAUAUUUAUGCCACUUAGUUCGUCUUGUCUAAAAUCAGUCUCUACUACUUUCAGUACUUUGAAUGUUUGAGGAAUAUAGGUAGUUCCAUUUAGAAGUAUGCAUGCAUACUUACAUUUGCACAAGAUGAUGGCCAAGUCAGUUCUGAAGCCACAGAUAUUUAUGUAUGAACCGAUGUGUAAUGGUAAUUCCCACUAAACAAAAAUGUAACAUUUUGUUUAUUGUCGCUAGAUACAGAAAUUCCAAUAAAGCAAAUCACUU
Pomacea canaliculata is the source of this 2690-nucleotide messenger RNA. RefSeq lists its product as uncharacterized. Bases 316 to 2295 code for a protein of 659 amino acids. The transcript is spliced from 7 exons. Lineage: Eukaryota; Metazoa; Mollusca; Gastropoda; Architaenioglossa; Ampullariidae. The record is from RefSeq and is a predicted model, not a curated record.